AUGACUCUCAUAGUUCACCAUCUCGGCGUUUCGCAAUCGGAUAGAGUUGUCUGGCUCUGCGAAGAGCUUGGCAUUGAUUACGAACUUAAGAAGUACGAUCGAUCACCUAUUUGGGCCCCGCCGGAGUACAAGGCCUUGCACCCCAUCGGAUCGGCUCCCGUGAUCGAAGACGGAAGCAUCAAACUGGCUGAAUCUGGCGCUUGUAUUGAGUACAUAUUGCAGACUCGGGGAAAUGGGAAACUCGUCGCUAAGCCGGGACAAAAAGACUUUGCCGAGUAUUUAUACUGGUUUCAUUUCGCGAAUGGUACCUUACAGCCUGCGCUAUUAUUGGCUUUAUCACUAUCCCGGACAGGGCUAGGGGAAGAUAAUGAGGUCAUAAAACGAAACGACUCUAGGCGGAAGCAGGUUCUUGGGUUUAUGGAUCAGCGUCUAUCUGAGGUACCCUGGCUCGCGGGCGAGGAGUUCACUGCGGCUGAUAUCAUGAACGUGACUAGCCUUACGACGAUGCGUUGCUUUAUAAAGUACGAUCUUAGUGACUAUCCAAAUAUCCUAGCCUACCUUAAGCGCGUAGCUGCACGAGAUGGGUAUAAGAAUGCAAUGCAGAAGGGAGAUCCGGAUCUCAAUAUCGACGAAUUGACUGCAGCGCCUCCCCCGCCCUUACAGAAGGCUGUUGCCGCAGUGUUUCAAGCGCAUGGGCACUGA
Messenger RNA from Daldinia childiae, 702 nucleotides. Its product is annotated as Glutathione S-transferase 3. Bases 1 to 702 code for a protein of 233 amino acids. The record is from RefSeq and is a predicted model, not a curated record. The transcript has 2 exons. NCBI's taxonomy places the organism in Eukaryota, Fungi, Ascomycota, Sordariomycetes, Xylariales, Hypoxylaceae.